UACAUCCAAUCAAUCAGCCACGUGGCGGUCGUGAAUCGUCAGUUUAUGAAUGAACAUAGACAGUGGUAUCAGUUGAUUGGAAGUAGGUGGGUCGCCGGGGCGCGCGGCAGUCCGCGGGCGGGCCGGACCGAGCGAUGUCGCGUCGCCCGCACCCCCGGCCGCGCCUACUGACGCGUCCCUGUCGCCAGGCCGCGCCCGACCCCGCACCGGCGCCCGAGCCGCCGCCGCAGCAGCCCGCAGACCCGCCGUCCGACGACGAGCGAGAGCCGGGAGACUGGCGCCCCUCCCGCCCCGCUACACCGCCGCAGCGCACCGACGACGUCUCCGAAGGCUCAGAAGCAACUGCUCGACCUACCAGAGCAGAACCAGCUAGCCGAUACGCUAACCUUAACUACUGGAAGGCCAGACGAGUCACCUUCUACAGAAAUGGAGAUCCUUUUCAUCCUGGUGUUGAGUUUCGCUUCAAGCCGGGCAGAGACCUUGCUUCCAUGGAUGCUCUGCUUGAUAGGCUGUCAGAAAGGCUGGAACUGCCCCGAGGAGCGAGGUUCAUCUUCGGUAUGGAUGGCGACAGAAAGUACAGGCUUGAGGAGUUGGAAGACGGAGCAUCCUAUGUCGUGUCUUCCUACAAAACUUUUAAGGCGGCAAGUUACGGCAAAAAGAACGGUAUGUGGUACGGAGGUACUACGACCGGGACCAGCGCUUGGUCGCGAGCUGGGACCCGCAAGCAAUCGGUCGCGGAGUCCGAUGCUCCUCCCCCGGGCGGCGGCAAGCCGGCCAGUGGUCGCGUCAUCAGGAUCAUUAAUAAUAUGGAUCAUUCUAUACAGUGUCGUGUGUUAUUGAACUUGCGAACGACACAACCAUUUGAGGAAGUAUUGGAAGAUUUGGGUCAGGUGUUAAAGAUGAGCGGCGCUAAGAGGAUGUACACAAUUACAGGACAGGAGGUGAGAAGUUUCUCUCAGCUGCGCAACGAGUUCGCCGAUGUGGAGACGUUCUACUUGGGGUCACUGAUGGUGGCUCCCGCGCUAAGUCCUGGAGUCAGUGCCCCACUACCUAUUGAGUCGCCUAUCAGAAGAUCUCGAUCACGGGGCAACGUGGCGGCUGCCCCGAUUUCUGAAGACAUGCGCGGAAGACGCGCGCGGAGCAAAAGCCGACCGCGCGUCCUUUACGCACCAGAAGGAGAAAUUGUUCGUAAUUCAGACUACACACUCCUGGAAGUUCUCAAAGAGGAACCGAUCCGGGUGACGAUAAGAGGUCUUAGACGCACAUUCUACCCUCCGAUACACCACGCACCGAUUGACAACUCUCCGCCUGAAAAGAAACUACAACUCGAUUGGGUCUACGGCUACCGCGGGUCGGACUCCCGUCGCAACCUGUGGGUGCUACCCACGGGAGAACUCCUGUAUUACGUCGCAGCGGUCGCCAUAAUGUACGACAGAGACGAGGAAUCACAGCGACACUACAUCGGUCACACUGAAGACAUACAAUGUAUGGAACUGCACCCAUCUCGCGAGCUGGUAGCAAGCGGUCAGCGCGCAGGCCGGGGCCGACGUGCGCAGGCGCACGUGCGCAUCUGGAGCACCGACACGCUGCAGACUCUGCACGUCUUCGGCAUGGCAGAGUUUGAGGCUGGAGUGUCUGCUGUCGCGUUUUCGCAACUUAAUGGCGGUAGCUACGUAUUGGCAGUAGACGCUGGCCGCGAGAGCAUUCUCUCUGUCUGGCAAUGGCAGUGGGGACAUCUACUCGGCAAAGUUGCUACGCUUCAAGAGGAGCUUACCGGUGCUGCCUUCCAUCCACUCGACGAUAACUUGCUAAUUACACAUGGAAAAGGACAUUUGGCGUUCUGGAAUCGCAGAAAAGAUGGAUUCUUCGAACGAACUGAUAUUAUCAAACCGCCUUCGCGUACACAUGUUACGGCAUUGCAGUUUGAGCAGGAUGGCGAUGUUGUGACUGCUGAUAGUGAUGGUUUCAUCACAAUAUAUAGUGUGGACAGCGAUGGCGCAUACUUUGUCAGAAUGGAGUUUGAGGCUCACAUCAAAGGCAUAAGCUCUCUAGUUAUGCUUUCCGAAGGCACUUUAAUAUCAGGAGGAGAAAAGGACAGGAAAAUUGCUGCUUGGGAUUCUUUACAAAAUUAUAAGAGGAUAACAGAGACAAAGUUGCCUGAAUCUGUUGGAGGUGUACGCAGUAUUUACCCUCAGAGACCGGGGAGGAAUGACGGGAAUAUAUACGUUGGCACCACUCGAAAUAAUAUCAUGGAAGGUUCUUUACAAAGAAGAUUUAAUCAGGUUGUAUUUGGACAUCACAAACAACUGAUGGGCUUGGCUGUACAUCCAGACGAUGAAAUGUUUGCCACUGCAGGACAUGACAAAAACAUUGCUUUAUGGAAAGGACACAAACUAGUGUUUGCUACUCAGGUUGGAUACGAGUGUGUAUCCCUGGCGUGGCAUCCGAGUGGUGGUGCGUUAGCUGCUGGAAGUACUGAAGGCCAUCUUGUAGUUCUAAAUGCUGAUGCAGGUGCACAUGUAGCCACGUUAAGAGUUUGUGGCUCACCUCUCAGUUGUUUGGCAUACAACUCCGCUGGUGACACUCUUGCCAUAGGGUCUCAAAACGGCAGUAUUUAUUUGUUCCGAGUAUCCCGCGAUGGCUUUUCAUACAAAAAAUCUAACAAAAUCAGAGGGGCUCAACCUCUCGUGCAACUGGACUGGAGUCUAGACGGCAAUUACUUACAAACUGUUACUGCUGAUUACGAUCUGGCCUUUUGGGAUAUCAAAUCUUUAUCACCAGAAAAGAGUCCGAUCGCUAUGAAAGAUGUGAAAUGGUCCACAUACAACUCCACUGUAGGAUUCCUUGUAUCAGGGAUGUGGAACAACCGUUUCUACCCAAUGACUACAUUGAUAUCGACAGCGAGUCGGUCGGCUGCACACGACCUUCUCGUAAGCGGUGACUUGGAUGGAUACGUGCGCCUGUUUAGAUAUCCGUGCGCAAGUCCAAAAGCAGAAUACAAUGAAAUGAAAGUGUACAGCGGAGCGAUAUACAGCGCUCGCUUCUUGUUCAACGACCGGUGCAUGAUCAGCGCCGGAGGCACCGACGCCGCCCUCAUGCUGUGGGACCUGGUGGAUGAUUAGCAUCAAGUAGCGCAGGGUCUGCGGCCGCCUGCGGUUGUGGUAGCUCCCCCCACACCCUCGCCUCCGCCCCACGCGCUCGUCUCCCAUCCCACUUUCAAAGUGCUGGAUUUUGAUGAACUUGAUUGAACCAUGUUCGAAAGUCUUGAGGGCUCUAUUUGAUGUUAUGGGUUUACCGUUAUUAUGAGGUUACUCCCCGAAUGUUAACUUGACAAUGAAACAUAUCUAUGUACUAGGCAUUUAAAUGACAAGUAUCAAGUACAUAUCAGAUAUUCUUGAAAAACGAACACGACACUUCGACCUUUUUGACACAUAAAUACCAGAGGUUUUAAGAGAAUUUAUCUAUUAUAUUUAAGUUACGUAGGUUUACAUGACACUGCCAUUCUAAAGUUGCAUAUAUUUAUAGGUGCAUAGUUAUAAAUCACGCUAUGUUAUUAAGUCAAAAUUAUAUUCGUAUAUUUUAGAAUAUAGCACAGUAAGGUCAAAAUGUAAAACAUUUUAUCUAAGAGAGUGCAAGCAUUUUAUGGAAUUGGUUACCUAAUGGUGCUGGUAAUUUAAGUAACAAAUAUUGAAAAUUAUAUUGGUAUUUCAUGCAAUAUUCAUUCUUAUUUAUAGUCACCUUAAUGUGUUGUUAUUUUGAAUAAAGCCUGUAACACUGCAUGCGACCCAUUAAAAUUAGCAGAAAAACAAUUGUAGUCAAACGCACAAUUUACAUAUUAAUAAAUAUAGGUUUAUAAUAAAAUAAAAAGAAAACACGAGGACUUCCGGAAUGUGGCAGGCCACAAACAAACAUUUUGUAUAUUCUUCUUUUGUUCUUCCUUUUACACCAAAUAUUGUACGAAUUGAAUUUCUUAUAUUGAUAAAGUGAUUAUUAUUUACACGGUACAAAUUAAUAAAGAGAUUUAAAAAAGUAUUAUGUAUACAAAAACACUGUUAAAGUUUGUCAAACAUAAUUUAUUGCGUCAUAUUUAUGUGAUAGGGUGAAGCAAAAAAUUAUAUUACCAUUUGACAUAGCUAUUGUAACAGUUUUUAUGAUCGUUAUAUUACAUUAAUGGACUCUAUGACACUCUGAAAACUGGACGCCGUCUUCAGUACUUGAACAAUUUAUUGAAUUAAAAAGUCCUAAGUCCAAGUAGACCCUUCUCUUAGUUUUUUUAUGAAUCUCUUCUAUAUUGUGUAUAAGUAAACUACUUAUUUUAACAAAAAUGUUCUAGUAAAACUAAGAUGUUAUAAUGAUACCAUCACAUUUCACUAUUAAAAAGCUUCUCCACUACAAUAAAAUAACUACAUAAUAUAUAGUUGUAGCUUUCAAUUUAUGAAAUAAUAUGUAAAAUAUUAAUUAUCAUUCAUGAUAUAUUUAUUUAGGUAAUGAUGCAAACUGAAAAGAAUUUAUUCAUAGUUGUGUCCAUA
This is a messenger RNA of Helicoverpa armigera (cotton bollworm), 4529 nucleotides long. It is a transcript of the gene DCX-EMAP, whose product is annotated as Doublecortin-domain-containing echinoderm-microtubule-associated protein. Gene Ontology annotation, biological process: microtubule cytoskeleton organization; intracellular signal transduction. Gene Ontology annotation, molecular function: microtubule binding. The record is from RefSeq and is a predicted model, not a curated record. Lineage: Eukaryota; Metazoa; Arthropoda; Insecta; Lepidoptera; Noctuidae. The coding region runs from base 135 to 3122 and encodes 995 amino acids. Gene Ontology annotation, cellular component: mitotic spindle. The transcript is spliced from 19 exons.